UUACGCGCGCAAACUUCACGGUGAAGGUUGUUUGUUAGAUGCAGUCUAUUAGUUCAGACAAAGAAGAUAUGGAAGAAGCUGAAAUGGAUCUUCCAGUGUCGUGUAGUUUUACUGAUCAAGCUAAGCAACGUGAAAUCCACCAGAGAAAAAUUAAUAAGACUAUUAUUGAAAAUCGCAUAAAAACCAAAGCACUCCGCAAAGCUAAACGUAAUGACGGCUGCCAGUCUAGUGAAAUAGCUUGCCAAGAAAUCCAAUAUAUACCGCUGAAGGAUAAGGAAAAGUCAAAUGAAAAGGACUAUCUAGAAGAAGAAUUUAACUGUCCGGGAUAUUUUAACACAUCAGAUCAUCUUCAAUUUGGUGAAGACGAUGGUGAUCAACCUCCCAUACAAAAUAAAUCUCAAUCCUUGGACAUAUCAGCCAGCUCUUCACCGAACGAGAAUGAACUACUAUACGGCAAUGAGUCCGAUGAAGGGUAUGAUGGCAGUGAAGAGCACGAUAAGAAUAAAUCAAAGACAAUACUUUUUGACAAUAUUGAUUCUUUUACAAUUAACACCUUGAAAUCCAAGGGAUCUGAUUUUGAAACACGAAAUCACAAGUCAUGGAAAAAAAUAAACAGGUUGAAUGGGAUUCAUGUUCGAAUACUGGAUAGCGCAAAUAUUGAAAACACGGCUCGUCAAAGAUGUGACAGUUUUCGAAAAAACCAAUUGUAUUCCUCUUCGUAUUCCGGGAGGUAUGGAGAUGUUAAGCGAGUCACACCAAGCUUACUGAGAAACUUAUCAAGAAAGAAGAAAGCUAGAGCUGGAAUGCGUUAACUAUUUGACUAGAAAUCCUGUAAAUAUGAUUUUUGUUUGUUCUGUCAUUAAUUUGGUAAUCGCUCAAUGACGCUAUUCGAUCUACUGCUUGUUUUUAGAGUAAACUGUGUUUAUGUAAUAUAAAGCGCGGUGAUACUUUCUGAAAA
Messenger RNA from Schistosoma curassoni, 958 nucleotides. NCBI's taxonomy places the organism in Eukaryota, Metazoa, Platyhelminthes, Trematoda, Strigeidida, Schistosomatidae. The record is from the annotation of a GenBank genome assembly.